Molecule: messenger RNA, 2976 nt
Organism: Oldenlandia corymbosa var. corymbosa
Lineage: Eukaryota; Viridiplantae; Streptophyta; Magnoliopsida; Gentianales; Rubiaceae
Source: the annotation of a GenBank genome assembly
GUUGAUUGAUCAGAGGGAUUUCACCAGGGAAACAGACCGAUACGAACGGUGUCGUUUCAACUUUCCAUGGCAGCUCCACUAUAGAGAUAAAGCACAAUUUCUUUCUAAAACCAACUGAUAAUGGCGGCGCCGUUCCUCCGAAGCCUCCCGGUUUUCCGUCAAAGGCUCCUCCACCUCCACCACUGCCGCUCCACAAUCAGCGCAUUCACUCUCGGCCGGCCGUGGAGCACCGUCACCGAAUCCACCCGACCCGACGAUGAUACUACCGCAACCUCCACCACCCAGAAUGUUCCGGCGGUGAGUGCCAAAGAGAUACCAAAGCACCACCCGAGGUUCGACGAUCCGAAUUACAGGAAGUGGAAAGAUAAAGAAGCCCUAAUAUGGAGUGAUAUCGAGGACGUAACUUCCAUCGUUAAAGAAAUCCUCCAUUCCGAAAGAUAUAUGGAUGGUGAACGACUUACUCCAGAAGAUGAGAAAAUUGUUGUAGAAAGACUUCUUGCUUAUCAUCCUCAUUCUGACGAUAAAAUUGGGUGCGGUCUUGAUUCCAUCAUGGUGAGUUGUAUAUUCAAUGGUUUAGUUGAUACUUAUCUGUUUAAUUGGAUGGACGUAGACAAACUUCCCAUGCUCUUCCGUCUGGUAUAUAGUUUGAUUCUGGCAUACGACUUUCUGUGGGACUUUGCAUGAUCACAUCUUCAUUAGUUUAAGCCAUGGCGUUGUUUCUCUAUGCUUUCUACAUUGUGAUGUUUGGAUGUAAAGGUGACCUCUCUACAAGUCCCUGCACACUAUUUUACCGCAUGCUGCAUGGAACUUGCAUUUCUAGCAACAUAUACUUCUAAAUAAUUUAUACUUCUGUUGAAUCAAACUGGCUUCAGCAGCAUAUAGCCAGAUACGUUUGGGUUUAUUUGGAAAUGUCUAAAACCUAAGUUAUCACUGGAUAUUUUGCAUUCACUGCCCGUGUAAGUUCAUAACAUUUUGACGUCAAUUCAGGUCACCAAUGGUUAAUUUUGAAAAUAUAUAAUUCUGUUCUAUCAAUCUUAGAAAAUGAGAUACUUUUGUCUUUUAAGGAUUUUCUAGGUAAUUGGAGAGUAAAUUUGUUUUGGGUGGGGAAACUAGUGUUAAGCUUGUGAGAUAGUUUCAGUCAUUUCUUUUUCUGUAUCCUAUCUCUUGAUGGAGAAGAUGCCGCUGAUCUAGAGAUAACCACGUCUGAUAAGGCUUUGCACUGACUCUUUUUGUAACGCCUGUAGGCUAGGAGUAUGAAUACAACACCAGGUCCUUCCCAAGUGGGCAUACUUUUCUGAUUGGUACUCUUUAAUGUCUGAUGUCCUUAAGUUUUGAUUAUUUGCCCGCCUCAAAUUUGGAGAAAAAUUAGCAUACCCAUUACUUGGAAGCAGUUUGCUCGCUAUUUGAUUGCUGCAGUCAGCUUGUACUACUUUUUCACCAAGUGUAUUAGUGAAGUUAAUCUUUAAAGGAAUUUGGUAUUGAUGAAUUGCCCUUUAUUUUUCAAUUGUGAAUAGGUGGAUCGCCAUCCCCAGUUUAGACGAUCAAGGUGCCUCUUUGUUGUGAGAACUGAUGGUGGAUGGAUUGACUUCUCCUACCAGAAGUGUCUGCGAGCUUACAUUCGAGCUAAAUACCCGUCUCAUGCAGACAGAUUCAUAAAAGAACAUUUCAAGCGUGGUAGUAAUUAGGUUGCUGAAUUUGCUUUACGUUUUGGAUUUAGCUUUGCACAAUGCAAAUGAUAUCUUGAUCGAAGCUGUAUAGUUCGCUGAUUUUUCAGUCUGUUCCAUAACUUUCCUUUCAGCGAUACAGGCUAAACCUCAUUUUCCUUGUCAACACUGUCACAAUGAGGUAGUUAUCAUUUAUUUCAAUGGCGGGCAUGUUAUGUUUGCUUGUUGUGGGACAUAAGAAAAGCAUUGAAACUAAUUACUAGUAUAAUUUUGCAGAUCACAACUCCUCUCUCUCCUUUGCUCUGUCUGGUUCACUGUGUCUGUUUACUUCUCGAGUUCCCAUUAUCUGAGUGAUGGGGCAACCUUGUUGUUUACUUGUAAAUGUAUUCUUACAUGGCCUGUGGUGACGAAAUUAGAACCCUAAAACCUUGAGUUGGUCAGGUUAACACUUUGAAAAUCCAGAACAGAGAAGAGGGUGAGAAGCAAAAGCGAAAAAAUAAUCAGCAAAAUGGAGUCUUUCGCUCAAAUUGUUGAGUGGUAUGUGAUCUAACAAGGUUCGUUUUUAAGAGGGGAGGACCCCGCUUACUCCAACCCAAUAAGCCAGUAAAAUAGUCAGAACCAUCAGGCAUACCCAAUUGGAGAAAUUGACCCACUAUUCUCUUAAAGAAGAUUAUAAUACAGAAGAAGGCCAGGUCAGCUGAAUAGUCCACAACAAUGCGGUGCCUUGGCGUGAGAUGAUUGUUUUAGACAUUGGAAAUCUUCAAAAAAUGACUGGCAAAAAGAAACUGUGAGGCGUAUGGAACUCCGAGGCCCAACACCAACAGAGCAGUUUACAGAACGAGAGACGUUUGGAUUAUCGAAGACUGUUGCUGUGUUGUUGUUGGUUGCCCCUUCUUUAUUGUGUUUGCUGUAUUGAGCAGCAAACCUCAGAAGAUUGGAAAAACUAAAAAGCAGAUAUCAAAUCCAUCUUGCAAACAGCCAGCAUGCCACAACGUUUGAUAGCUUACCUUGAACAGUUAAUGCCCUCUUUUAACAAGUUGGCCAUUUCCAAUUUUUUUUUUCUCUUCUUCUUCUUAUUGAGUAAACCUAUCACCCCUUUUUUUAAACGUUUUUAUCAUCCUUAAUCAUCGUAAGAAAGUAAUGUAAAGUACUUGGAUGGAGGACUAAUCAUCUCAAGACCAAUGAAUAUCGAUGAUUUCAUUCAUACGGGCAGAGAUGUGAACUGACGACAUUUGCAGCUGGCCAGCCACCGCACUUCCCCAACCAGUUUCAGUUAUAUCAUUUUGUCUCAUCUUCUUCUAUCAAGGAAUUG